CUCUUUCUCUCUGUCGUCUUUGCAGCUGAAGAAGCCUUCACCAAGCCCCACGUUACCAUGGCCACCCACGCCAAGGAUCAGGGGGAGAGAAUCAAGAAUGUUAAGGGGGACCUUUUCUCGUGCCCCCAGACGGAUGCACUGGCUCAUUGCAUCAGCGAGGAUUGUCGCAUGGGUGCAGGCAUAGCAGUGAUUUUUAAGAAGAAGUUUGGAGGCGUACAAGAGCUCUUAGAGCAACAUAAGAAAACUGGGGAGGUGGCAGUUCUCCAGAGAGAUGACCGAUACAUAUACUACCUGAUUACAAAGGAGAAAGUUUCCCACAAACCGACAUAUGAGACUAUGCGAAAGAGUUUAGAAGCCAUGAAAAGCCACUGUCUCAGCAACGGAGUUACUGACAUUUCCAUGCCUAGGAUUGGAUGUGGACUUGACGGCCUGGACUGGAAUAAAGUUUCAGAAAUACUUGGGGAAGUGUUUGAAGACACAGAUAUUAAGAUCACAGUUUACACUCUGUGAUCAAAACACUGUCAAACAGCCUUAUUUCCCCUGCCCUCAGUCAGGAGCGUCC
Molecule: messenger RNA, 562 nt
Organism: Tinamus guttatus (white-throated tinamou)
Lineage: Eukaryota; Metazoa; Chordata; Aves; Tinamiformes; Tinamidae
Source: RefSeq, a predicted model, not a curated record